Molecule: messenger RNA, 5037 nt
Organism: Neolamprologus brichardi
Lineage: Eukaryota; Metazoa; Chordata; Actinopteri; Cichliformes; Cichlidae
Source: RefSeq, a predicted model, not a curated record
AUGACUUCAGCUAAUGCAUCCCACAUUGGCCGAGUGUGCACAACUUGGGGACACUAUCACUUCAAAACCUUCGAUGGCGAUUUCUUCCAGCUGAAUUCAAGUUGUAACCAUGUCCUUGCAAUACAAUGCAAGGGCAGCUAUGAAAACUUUAAUAUCCAGAUGCGGCGGCGCUUAGUCAACAACAUCCCCACAAUCAGCAAAAUCAUCAUGAUGCUGGAAGGAUCUGAGGUGGAGCUCUCUAACAACGCAGUGCUUGUCAAUGGCAAGAUGGAAUCUCUUCCAUUCAGUAAAUCAGGAGUGACUGUCAAGGGGACCACAUCUAGUAUCUCUGUUGAAGCUAAUCUGGGAAUAAAGGCAGUCUGGAACCUGGACGACUCCCUUGACAUUGAAAUAGAUGAGAAAUAUUGGACUCAGACAUGUGGACUGUGUGGAAACUUUGAUGGCAUAUCCAACGAAUUCCUGAAUGAUGGUAAGAUAAUUGUAAUAUUUCAGGAGCAAUUCUGUGACCAGACUUUCUCCAGUGAUCCCUUUGUUGAUUGCCAAAACAUUCUUGACGUGGAGUCCUUUAGUAAAGCCUGCAUGGUGGACACGUGCAACUCUACAGACAGCACUACUCUUGUCCUCUGCAAAACACUUUCAGAGUUCUCCAGACAGUGCGUCCAUGCAGGUGGCAAACCCCAAGAAUGGAGGAACGACACAUUUUGCUACAAGAAAUGUCCAUACAACAUGGUUUUCCUGGAAUGCAGCAGUUCAUGUCCUGACAGCUGUUCCACCCCUCAGGCCAGCCAGACGUGUGACAGCCAUUGUCAUGACGGCUGCAGCUGCCCUGCUGGUAUAUCCACACUCAUUUUGCACUCCGUCUCUUGCUUUCUGUCUCUCAGAGAGAAAACAAUUGCAAAUGUAUGUGAAAGCGGUCAGUGGAGUUGUACAGAGACAAACUGUCCAGGAAUCUGUUCUGUCGAAGGAGGAGCUCAUAUUAACACCUUUGAUGGAAAAGUCUACACAUUUCAUGGCGAUUGCUCCUAUGUUCUAGCUAAGGACAGUAAUGGUUUGUCCUACACUGUGCUGGUGGAUCUGGUCAAGUGCGGGCUAAGUGACACGAAGACUUGCCUCAGAACUGUAACUUUGGCCUUAGGCAGCAAUUCUGUGGUUGUUACAGUUCAGGCAUCUGGGCAGGUCUAUGUGAACCAGAUUCAUUCUCAGCUUCCACUGUUCACAGCUGAUCUGAGAGUCUUUAAGCCAUCUUCCUUCUACAUCCUUGUGAGCACCACAGCGGGCAUACAACUGAUGAUUCAGCUGUCUCCCAUAAUGCAGGUGUUCAUUUCAGCUGACAAGUCCCUCACAGGAACCACGUCUGGUUUAUGUGGGAACUUCAACGACAUAAUGAGCGACGACUUUAGAGUGACAAGUGGGCUGGUGGAAGGCACUGCUGCUGCAUUUGCAAACGCAUGGAAAACCAGAGCCAGCUGCCCAGACAUUACAUCACAUUUUGGAGACCCUUGUCACAACAACAUCCUCACAGAGAAAUAUGCUGAUUUCUGGUGCUCCAAACUAACUGAUCCCGAGGGAGUGUUUGCUCCCUGCCACGCUGUCAUUAGCCCCAGCACAUAUAAAGAUAACUGCAUGUACGACACCUGUAACUGUGAAAAAAGUGAGGACUGCAUGUGUGCUGCAGUUUCCUCAUAUGUCUAUGCCUGCUCAGCAGCAGGAGUCCACAUCAGUGGCUGGAGGAAAACCGUCUGUGAGACAUUCAGUACAUCAUGUGCAGCAGAAACUGUGUAUAAUUACAACACGACCAGCUGUGGGCUUACCUGCCGUUCCCUCGGCCACACUGACUACUCCUGUCAGGUCCACUUCCCCACAGUGGAUGGCUGUGGCUGUUCUGAAGGAACUUACAUGAACGAGGAAGGCCAGUGUGUAGCCCGUGAAAGCUGUCCCUGCUAUGCUGAAGGCAUUAUUGUUCCUCCUGGACAGACCAUCAGUAAAGAUGGCAGCACAUGUUCCUGCAGUGGAAGGAAGUUCACAUGUACCAACAAGACGUGUGACGCUGUUUGUGGAAUCUAUGGAGAUGGUCACUACGUCACCUUUGAUGAUAAGAGGUUCGACUUCAGUGGACAGUGUGAAUACACACUUCUACAAGACUUCUGUGGCACCUACAAUGGCAACGGAAGCUUCAGAAUUAUUACUGAAAAUGUUCCAUGUGGAACAACAGGAACCACCUGUUCUAAGACCAUCAAGAUCUUCUCGGGGGAUAAUGAAUUCCAGCUUAAAGAUGACAAUUUACAAGUGGUAAAGGGCACUAUCCAGGCGCUUCAGGUACAGAAAAUGGGCAUUUACACCGUGGUGACAAUCAAGCCUGGUCUUAUUCUCAUGUGGGACCAGAAGACCAGUCUUUUCAUCACAAUCAGUCCACAGUUCCAGGGUCAGGUCUGUGGUCUGUGUGGAAACUAUGAUGGUAACAGUAAGAAUGACUUCACCACACGCUCCCAGGAAAUAGUUGCAGAUGUUCUACAGUUUGGUAACAGCUGGAAAGUUUCAUCUAGCUGCCCCAGUGCAGAGCUGAUCAGUGAUCCCUGUGCCUCAAAUAGCUACCGGGCAGCCUGGUCUCAAAAACAGUGCAGUAUCAUCACAAGUGUCACCUUCCAGAGCUGUCAUUCAAAGGUUGACCCUGGUCCAUAUUUUGAUUCCUGUGUGAGAGACUCCUGUGCUUGUGACACUGGUGGGGACUGCGAAUGUCUCUGUACUGCGGUGGCUGCAUAUGCUAAAGCCUGUAAUGAAGCUGGGACCUGCAUCGCAUGGAGGACUCCGAAGUUUUGUCCUAUUUUCUGUGACUACUAUAAUUCACCUGGUGAAUGUGAGUGGCACUAUAAGCCUUGUGGAGCUAAUUGCAUGAAAACAUGUAGGAAUCCAUCUGGAAACUGCUCGUCACUCAUCACCAACCUGGAAGGCUGCUAUCCACAGUGUCCCCCAAACCAACCCUACUUUGAUGAAGACACUAUGAAUACAUCAAUAACUUCAUCUACUCAAAAUGUCUGCAAUGAGGUGUAUCCACCGAGACAGAAUGGAGAGUCCUGGGAUGCCGGCAACUGCACCACAGCUACGUGCAUCAAUGGGAAGAUUAUCACGAUGCCAACAGUCUGUCCUACUGUGCAGCAGCCCAUCUGCACCAAUGGACGCAGUGCUGCUAAGAUCUCUGAUGAUGACGGAUGCUGCCCUCACUACGAAUGUCGAUGUGUGUGCAGUGUCUGGUGUGGAUCCCACUACUUAACAUUUGAUGGAGAAUCCUACAAUUUCAAUGAGAACUGCUCUUACUACCUGGUCAAAGAGAUCGUUGCUAAAUAUAACCUGACUGUUGCAGUUAACCGUGAUUGUGAUCCAUCAGGCAGUGCAUUCUGUCCCAAGGUUCUUACUGUUACAUAUAAAUCUUUCAAAGUGGUUUUGACUCAGCUGAUGUCUUCAGGAAUAUCAGCUAAUGCGGUGUUUGUCAAUCAGCAAAAGAUCUAUCCUGCCUAUAGCAAUUCUGUCCUGCGCAUUACUGGCACAGAUAUAAUCACCACAUUGGAGUUACAGGACAUCAGUGCAAAAAUAGUCUAUUCAGGCUCUUCAUUCAGCAUUGACCUUCCCUACUCCCUCUUUGAAGGAAACACAGAGGGACAAUGUGGUACCUGUGACAACUCCCAGAGCAAUGAAUGCCGUUCUCCAAAUGGCCAGGUGGGAAGCUGCUCAGACACUGCAGGCGAGUGGCAGGUCCCACAUACACCCUGUGUUGUCCCCACAACCCCACCAACACCCAGAACCACAUCAAACCCCCCACACUCAACACCAGCUGUUUGUGAACCUGCUAUCUGUGAUCUACUAACUACCAGCUGCUGCAGUCUGGAGGCCUAUGCCACUGAAUGUUCUAAUGAAGGAAUCUGUAUCGAUUGGAGAAAUGCUACCGAUGGGCUCUGUGAGCACAAGUGUCCGAGCAACAAAGUGUACAUGCCCUGUGGUCCAUCUGUAGAGCCUACAUGCAAUAACGGAUACAACAUGGCAUACCAAACUGUGGCAUCCAGCAACAACACUAAGGAAGGCUGUUUCUGUCCUCAUGGCACCACAUUAUUCAACACAGUACAUGACAUAUGUGUUGACACCUGUGCCUGUGUUGGACCUGAUGGGAAACCCAAACAGCUGGGCGAGACUUGGACAAGUGACUGUCAAACCUGUGUUUGUGACGAGGUUUCCAUGAGCGUCCAGUGUGAGCCUGUUCAGUGCCCGUCUGUGCAAAGUCCUAACUGCAGCAAGCCUGGCCAGCAACUGGUCAACAAUACAGUGAACUGCUGCACAACACAGUCAUGUGAAUGCAACGUAAAGCUGUGUCCUGCUCCUCCCACGUGCUCGCCGGGCUUCCAGCUGAGCAUCACCAAUGGCACCUGUUGUCUAUCCUACAACUGUGUUCCUAAAGGUGUAUGUGUCUAUAACAUGAUUGAAUGCAAGCUCAAUGGACAGCUUGUUACCAAGGAAACCAAGACUAGUUGUCCUCCCUUUAACCCCUUGGACUGUGAACCUGGCACUGAAACAACAGAUGCCAGUGGCUGCUGCAAAACCUGUAAGCAUCAAACUAAUGUGUGUAAGACCCAGAAGGAGCAGAGAAUCAUUGAACUGAACAACUGCAAGAGCGCACAGCCAGUUAACAUCACAUACUGCGCUGGACACUGCGACAGUUUCUCCAUGUACUCUAUGGAAGCCAACACAAUGGUACACAAUUGCGAGUGCUGCCAAGAAGCCACCACAAGUGUGGAGCAGGUGGAGCUUACCUGUGCUGAUGGGUCUAAGCUGCAGCACAGCUACACCAUGGUACAGUCAUGCCAGUGCAGCAAAGCAGAAUGCGUGGAAGGGACAACGCCCACACCACAGCGCCGCAGGAGACGCUGAUCUUCCGUAACUUUACAAUAGCUAAGACCACCUCGACACUCUUUGUGCCUCAUUUUCUUGUCUCUGGUUAAACAAAUGCUCCUUUUCUGUAUCACGACAUACCACUGUGAUGUAAACUGUCUU